Messenger RNA from Drosophila subobscura, 7594 nucleotides. It is a transcript of the gene Doa, whose product is annotated as serine/threonine-protein kinase Doa. NCBI's taxonomy places the organism in Eukaryota, Metazoa, Arthropoda, Insecta, Diptera, Drosophilidae. The record is from RefSeq and is a predicted model, not a curated record. The coding region runs from base 64 to 6411 and encodes 2115 amino acids. The transcript has 11 exons. Gene Ontology annotation, cellular component: nucleus. Gene Ontology annotation, biological process: protein phosphorylation. Gene Ontology annotation, molecular function: ATP binding; protein kinase activity.
AAGCACCAACCGCGAGAGCACACUGGACCCAGAGUCAAGCAGAGCCACCGCCCAGGCAGAAGAAUGUCAAACGAACUAAGCGAAAUGAUCGCCCUGGGGUGUCCGGAUCUUACGUCCCAGAGCGAGCUGAUCCUCAACACCGAGCGGCGUCUCAGCAUCAAGCAAAUGACGGCCACAGAUUUGUCCAAUCUUCGGGCUGCAGCUGCUGCGGAGGCUGCGGCCCAGGUCCGAGCCCAGGCCGAAGCAGAGGCGCGGGCCAUUGCCGAGGAACAGCGGCGUGUGGCCCAUGCCGCAGAGAUCAAGGCCAGGGCACGGGCCGCCCUUGAGGUGCAGGCACAGCUGCAGCGGGUCAUGGAGAGCGAGAAUCGCAGGCAGCACGAAAAGGAGGAGAGAGAGCAGCAGGAAGCUGACGAGGAGGAGGAGGAGGAUGAGAACGGUCCGGCCAAGGGCUCGCUGCCCACGAAUGCCGCACCACGCGAUCGUCUCACUUCGCUGCCCAACGUCCUGGACGAUGGCGGGGCACAGGGCACCUCCAAAGAGUCCUCCCCCGAGAAGAGCACUUCCCACCUGGCUGACUCCAUUGAGCUGCUGCGAAUGCAGCGUGCGGCACGCGACGCUCGUUCCAACCGCAACAGAGAGCGCUCCAUAUCGCCAGAACAGAGGAAUCGCGAGCGCAGCGCUGCCCCCGAUCGUCUGCAGAGUUCGGCGAGCGUGAGCAGCAUCGAUUCGACCAGCGUCAGUGCCUCGGUGUCCAAGGCAACCAGCCGUCGGGGCAGCACCUCCAGUGCGGCCAACGAACCGGCGGCUGAGCCUUCAGGGCUCGCGCCACCCAAUUUACCAACAAAGUUUCCGCUCACAAAGACCGUGUCGGCACCGAGCAUGAUGAAUCGGCGACGCAGCAGCCUGACAGCGCUCUUUCCGGGUCCCUCGCCACUGGUGGCACCCGAGCCCUCGCUCCACACCAAUCCACAGCCAGUGCCAGAGUCACAGUCCACGGCACAGGAGGAAGUGCAUGAGACACCCAGGUUGAUGAUUCGAAGAAAGACACCGCCGCCCGUGGGUGCCAAUCUGGGUGUGAAUCUGAAACGAGUGACCGCACCCAGUGGCUCCGUUACCAUCAAACCAAAAGAGUCACCCAUGCUGGGCGUGGUACUGCGGAAAGUGGAAAAGAAAGUUGUGCCCCAGAAGAGCAUCCUGGACGAUGACAAGCCCCUGUAUCACUUCUCCAUUGUGCGCAGCGAUCACAAGGAGCAUGUGCCGGCCCAGAAGCCGAUACCAAAGCCUGCACCGGUAAAGCCCAGUCCCGGUGGCAUUCUCACGGGGCCACAGGUGGUGCGGACCGUGAGGCAACCAGUGCCCGUCAAGCCACAGCGUCCGCAGAUGGGUGUGCCCAUCACCAUCACGAAGAUCCAGGGCGACAAGAUCAUUAUAAUCAAAAAGAUCAUUGUGCCGAAGAACAGUAAGAUACCGGAGCAGUAUCUACAGACAUCCUCCGCAGUUGCAGUGCCGCCACCACAUAGCCCCUCAAAGCCAAGCCCGAGCCCAAUCCCAAACCCAACGACUGCUGCGACUACGCUGAGAGCCAGGGAGGAUAAUUCCAGGGAAUCUGUGCCACCAGCCCACACCAACAUGCAGCAGGCGGCAGCUCCCCCAAAGCCCACACCGACGCCACCGGCGAGCGGGCAGCAGUUCUUCCAGCAGGUGGUCUCCCCACAGUUUGCAUCGGUGCUGUCGUCCAGCAUACCGGAGACCAAGUGUGCCGUGCGGUCGCCCAUCUCUUCGCCAUUGGCGAUCCGCAAGAAUCGGCCGCUGCUGCCGGCGAGUCCUAAGUCGACGCCGCCGCUGCCGAGGAAACAUCAUCCGCUGGCCUACAAUGCAGCCACUGGGACAAUUAGCGCCUCCGGCACGGCGCUGCCGUCGCGCCUGAUGACCACAAUUGCCUCGAGUCCCGCCUCGAGCUUCUCGCUGUCAUCCUCCUCAUCGCCAUCCUCUUCGCCACCGCCGCCAGUGCCGUGUCGAGCGCCCAAGAAGCAGCCGCUGCCUGCCUCUGCUUCGACUUCGACUGCAUCUGCGGCUGGGACGGAGAUCAGUCUGGACAAGCUGCUGCAGCAGCAGCAGGAGCUGCAGGAAAAGUCAGCGGCCGCCACGAACAGCGCCAAAUUGGAUGCCAAUUUCUACGAUGCAGAGAUCGAGAUGAUGAACAAGUAUCUGAAGAGUUUGCCGGACUACAGCGAGCUGGACAGGAAGCUGCACCAGGAGUUCCAGGAGUGUGAGGAUCUCUACGAUCGCCUGAAGCGACAGCAGCAGCCGCUGGCCAAGUCCAACUCGCAGCAAUCGGUGAAGACCGCUCCGGUGGGACCAGCAGCAGCAGCAGCUGCCUGUUCCUUUGGAUCAUCUGGGCCACUGUCCAAGUCCUCGUCCAUCAAUUUUGCACAGAAUCCCAGGGUACAGCCGCAGCAACAGCAGCAGCAGCAGCCGCCCCUCCGUCUGGCUUAUCCCUCGAUCUUCGCGCAGAACGGAGCGGAGCCCAAGCUGCAGCGCAGCAUCUCCAGCUCCAACAUGCCACAGAAUGUCAAUCCCUUCCGUCCGCUGCCCGGCAAGAACUGUCUGCAGAGCGGCUCGAAUCUGUCGCUGAACAAGCAGCUGAUGAACGACUUCUGGAGCGAAAACCUCAGUGGUGGCAGCGGCGGCGGCUCCUCUCAGAAGCGGCAAACGCCAAAGCGCACUUUUUGGAACUACGAAAAGAUCUGCGGGGCGCAGCUGGGGGAUGCGGGACAGCCCUUCAAGGUGGACGCGAAGACGGCCAAGAAGUUGGCCAUCUUUGAUCCCACUGUGGCGGAGGCGGCCCAGAAAGAGUUGCAGCGGCCACAGCAGGCGCCACAUGCCCACAAGCUGCAGAAGAACGCCUCGCUGUCGCAUCUGGAUCUCAAGGUGCGGCAGGCCGUCACCAAGGAUGAUCUCUACAAGCUCAUUUGCAAUGAGCAGCCACAAUCGCCAGCCACGAAUGGGAAUCCGAGUGGGACACAAUUUGUCAGUCGAGUGCCCGUCAAGCAGCAGCAGCAGAUGCCACAGCCGUUUCCACAGCAACAGCAGCAGCAGCAGCUGCAGGCACUGCCCAAGAGUGUCUCCAUGAGCCAUGUGCCAGGCGCAGGUCUUCAGCGCACCACCAGCCGCACCCACAUACCCUGCUACAUGAAGAACCUGCCAUCGCUGAGCAGAAGCACCUCCAAUUCGGCGAUACUGAUGUCGCAGACACAACGAAAGGAGGCGCCGCCAGCAGUAGCUCCUCUUUUGGCUAAGCAGCAACCUGCAGCUGUGGCCAAGAGUUCCAGCAGCUCCUGUGUGCCCUCGCCACGCUGUGCCGCUGCCUUCUUUAGACGCCCACAAGAGGCAGCCACACCCUUCAACACUCAGCAGCAGCAACAGCAACAGGUGGAGACGUCAUCGGUGGGUGAUUCGGCAUCGCUGGAGCGAAAGUCGGAGAAGAGCAAUAGUACGAUCAGCACGAGUAGCUUUACGGUCACAAAUUGCUGCACCACACAUCUGCCGCAGCUCUCAAAGUUCACCUCCUCGUUCCAUAUUGCACCAUCAACGACGACUAAUGCUACGGCAACAACAACAACCUCACAGCAGCAGCAACAAAGUGAACAACAGCCAGCAGGGGCUGCAGCGGCAGGAGCAUCAUCAUCUUCGAUGGCUGCCAACAGCAACUCGGAGAUGCCAACAACAAACUCAGCAGCAGCAGGAGGAGGAACGGCUACGUCAGCCACAAAGCGCCAGAAAGAUGUCGAGAACAAGCUAGAGAAAUGCCUGAACGACAUGCUAAAGUUGAAGACCAACAGCAACAGCAUCAUGUCGCAGUCGUUGACAGCAGCAGCAGGAGGAGGUGGAGAGCAGCAGCAGCAGCACAAAGACCCGAAGAUCACGGGGGCAUCCGUUGGCGAAGGCCCCACGAACGCCAGCAGCAGCAGCAGCGGCACUGGUGGCAGUGGCGGGAACAAAUAUGGGGGCGAAUCGCAGAUACCCGUGCCAGUGCAGCUUUACGACCCGCAGAAGCCGUUGAUGCAACAACAGCAGCAGCAGCGGAUCUGCUACCCCAUUGGAAAGUCCAAUUCUACCUCACAGCUACCGAUGGGUGGCUAUCAGCGAUUGUUGCAGCAGCAACAUUUGCAUCCGCAGCAGCAGCAACAACAGGAGCAACAACAGCAGCAACAACAGCAGCAGCAGCAGUACCCACAGCAUAAACGACCCUUCCUGAAUUGGAAUACUUUUGCCUGUUCGGCCAUGAAUGGAUCCAGCGAUCCCUUCAUGCAGCAGCAACAGCAACAUUUGUACCCGCCACAUCUCAGCCACAAGCUGCAGCAAUCGUACUCAUCCUCCCAUGUGGCAGCCGCAUCCAAGCAAACGCCCAAGUCCGGCCUGGCGCUCUUUCUGCAGAAGAACACCAACAAGGAGAAUAAAUUUGGACAGCAGCAACAGCAACAGCAACAACCAUCGCUGCAGCCUCCGCCUGGCAUGAUGCCUCAAAUGUAUGGCGCCUACCAGGCGCCGCAACCACAACCUGCCUCCAAAAUGAGUUAUCCUCGCUCUGGGGUCGGCGGACCGCUGACACACUCUGUCUCGUUUAGCUCUGCCCAGCGACCCACAGCCAUGCAGCAGCAUCAGCAGCAGCAGCAGCAGCAGCAGCAGUUCCACCAUCAACAGCAACAGCAGCAGCAUCCGCCACAUUCCAACUUUGGGCUGGGGAUGAUGAGUCGCAAUUACUAUAAUCUGCCCAAGCAGCAACAGCAGCAGCAGGAGCGCAAGCCACUGCAGACCUUUGAUCCGUAUGCCUAUCCCAAGCCGAAUCAGAUGCAGUCGUCGGUCAACAAGUACCAGCAACAGCCACAGCAGCCAACGCAUCCGCAUACGCAGCAGCAACAACAGCAGCAGCAGCAGCAAUUUCUCAAUGCUUCCGUUGGGGUUGGAGCAGCGCAAGGGGGAGGUGCCGCCGCUGGGCUUCAAUAUGAUCCAAAUACAAAUACGCAAUUGUAUUACGCGUCACCAUCGUCAUCGACAACGGCAGGCAUGCAACCGCAACAGCAGCCACCGCAACACCAACAACAGCAGCAACAGCAGUUGCAACAAAGCAAUUCUGUCAUAUUCAAUCACUCAAAUCAACAACAGCAACCACAUCAUCUACAACAACAACAACAACAGGCACCACAAUUACACCAACAACAGCAACAAAAUGAAAUGUCCAAAUCCGCAUUGGGAUUGCACUUUAUCGAGACAGCCAAGCCCGUCAUCCAAGAUGAUGCUGAUGGUCACUUAAUUUACCACACCGGAGACAUUCUCCACCACAGAUAUAAGAUCAUGGCCACACUCGGCGAGGGCACCUUCGGACGUGUGGUCAAGGUCAAAGACAUGGAGCGUGAUUACUGCAUGGCCUUAAAGAUUAUCAAGAAUGUGGAAAAGUAUCGCGAAGCUGCCAAGCUGGAGAUCAACGCUUUGGAGAAGAUUGCACAAAAGGAUCCGCAUUGUGAUCACUUGUGCGUGAAAAUGGUUGACUGGUUUGAUUACCAUGGACACAUGUGCAUAGUUUUUGAAAUGUUGGGUCUAAGUGUUUUCGAUUUUUUGCGCGAGAACAACUAUGAGCCAUAUCCGCUGGACCAAGUGCGUCACAUGGCCUAUCAAUUAUGCUACUCUGUGAAAUUCUUACAUGACAAUCGUUUAACGCAUACAGAUCUCAAGCCGGAGAACAUCCUGUUUGUCGAUUCGGAUUAUUCGGCUCACUAUAAUCAUAAGAUUAACCGGGAGGUUCGACGUGUCAAGAACACGGACGUUCGUCUGAUUGACUUCGGUUCGGCCACCUUCGAUCAUGAGCAUCACAGCACAAUUGUCUCGACGCGACAUUAUCGCGCGCCCGAGGUCAUACUGGAGCUGGGUUGGUCACAGCCAUGCGAUGUCUGGUCCAUUGGCUGCAUCUUGUUUGAACUUUAUCUGGGAAUCACACUCUUCCAAACGCACGACAAUCGCGAGCAUCUGGCCAUGAUGGAGCGCAUCUUGGGACAAAUACCAUAUCGCAUGGCACGCAACCAUACUCUUUAUAGCAAAACCAAAACAAAGUACUUCUACCAUGGUAAGUUGGAUUGGGAUGAGAAGUCCAGUGCGGGACGCUAUGUGCGCGACCACUGCAAGCCGUUGUUCCUGUGCCAACUGAGCGACAGCGAGGACCACUGCGAGCUGUUUGGCUUGAUCAAGAAAAUGCUGGAGUAUGAGCCAUCAUCCCGCAUCACGUUAGGUGAGGCCCUACGCCAUCCCUUUUUUGACAGGCUGCCACCGCACCAGCGGGUUGGUGAAAUGAGCAGCAAGCAGCCCCUCUCUUCGGGCAGCAGCAGCCGCGAGCGAUCGCACAGUCUGUCCAGAUGAGAAUUACAGCGAUUUGGUUAUUGUUGACAGGCAACGUUAAUCAAGCGUCCAAUCAUGCAAACAUACACAACAACAACAAAAGCAAAAACACAGCGCGACAACAGACGUCCAGGGACAGGAACGUCCUGGAGCAGCAGAAAUGGAGAGCAAGCGCAGCGACCACAACGGCGAACCCUAUUUUAAGUGCUAAAAGUCUUUUACUUAGUUUUGUUAACUUGACUUGUAUAGAAAUGUUUCUUAUACAAAAAUCCUACACUGUUUUCUCAUAUACAUACAAUAUUCUAUCAUAUUAGAAUGCGCACAUUGCUGUGCAUCAUUCAGAGCUGUGUAGCGCCACGAGUGCGCCUGUGCAUUGUAUCAUACCCGCCAAUAGUGUUUGUUUUGUAAUGAUAACCAAAUCGUGUAUAAUAUUGAUAGUGCGGUGCGUCUCCCCCAUCCACAUCCCGACACCGACACUGCUUGGUAGUGAACCAACCAGCCCCAGCCUAAUUGUAAAUGUCAUUGAAAUGUGCGCACCUCGAGAUGGAAGCAACACAACGACUGCAAUGAUUAAACGAAGAUACAAUUGUAAAUGUAAUAAAAUAAGAAGUCAGUCGCUAACGCGCUAGUUGAAAUGCAUAUGCAUCCCCCAUCAGCAGCACCCACCCUGUCAUUGGGAUCUCGGCUAAGUUGUAAUUAAUUAAAUACAAAAUGUACACCAUUUACCAUUUCGAGAGCGUGAUCUGUAAGCUAAUGCAUGCCAUUAAAUCACUCGUACCCCACACUCCACUCCAUUCAUGUACCGAUGUACAUAUGUAAGUGUAAAGUGCAAAGAGCAAUUGUUAUGCCGCCCCCCUCCCAGCCCCGUAUGCAUCUAGAGCGUUUUUGCGUAUUUUUUGUGUAAAUUCGGUAGCAGACCAGGCCCAGAGUCAUUUCUCUUAGAAUACGAGAUGUUUUCAGAUGUGUAGAAUUAUCGCGCCAAUCCGUUUUGUUCGUUUUCGUUCUAUUAUCGAAUAUCGAAAAAUCAACACAUACAUUUAUCCAUUGCAUACUAUAAUAUCGUCUGGACCCUAGGGAGAGUAUAUGUAUGUCCAUAUACUAAACAUACUUAAUUCAAAUGAUUGUGAGUUAGUUUAAUAUUACAUAAAUAUUAAUUAUAAAUUACAUUAUUUGCAAUUUAACCAGAUCACCAGCCUAUAAGAUA